GGAGACCCACAGCCACUGGAGAGGGCACUCGCUAGGAAGGGCACACGCGUGCGACUUUCAGGGCCCGCGGAACUGUCCGCCACUUCGAGUUCCCUCGAGCGCGGUGCGCCGGCUCCGAACUUUGGUGUUCGCAGCUGUUUUGGGGGCUGGAGGGUUCGUGGAGUCCUGGAACUGGAGCGACGCUGGGUCCUCUGGUUGUCCCCUGGAGGGGAGGGCACACGGGCGGGGACAUCGGGGUGCUCCUUUCCCACGGCGUGGUGCAUUUGGGCGUAACUCACCGGGAGGCGUUUCCUGAGACCCUCGGGGAACUUAGAGGAGAGCCAAGACUGAAGUUCAAGGCCCUGCCUUCCCUGUGAACUGACGUUUGUGGCCGGUCAAGUUCGGGAACAAGACGCUGUCAUCACAGAUUAGCGCUCUGUGGCCUGCCUGGCCACAUCCAUCCAACAUGGUGGACACAGAGAGCCCCGUCUGUCCUCUCUCCCCACUCGAGGCAGAUGACCUGGAAAGUCCCUUAUCUGAAGAAUUCUUACAAGAAAUGGGAAACAUUCAAGAGAUUUCUCAGUCCAUCGGCGAGGAGAGCUCUGGGAGCUUCAGUUUCGCGGACUACCAGUACUUAGGAAGCUGUCCAGGCUCCGAGGGCUCUGUCAUCACAGACACCCUCUCUCCAGCUUCCAGCCCUUCCUCGGUCAGCUGCCCUGUGAUCCCCGCCAACACGGACGAGUCCCCUGGCAGCGCCCUGAACAUCGAGUGUCGAAUAUGUGGGGACAAGGCCUCAGGGUACCACUACGGAGUUCACGCGUGUGAAGGCUGCAAGGGCUUCUUUCGGCGAACUAUUCGGCUAAAGCUGGUGUACGACAAGUGUGAUCGAAGCUGCAAGAUUCAGAAAAAGAACCGGAAUAAAUGCCAGUACUGCCGUUUCCACAAGUGCCUGUCCGUCGGGAUGUCACACAAUGCAAUUCGUUUUGGAAGAAUGCCAAGAUCCGAAAAAGCAAAACUGAAAGCAGAAAUUCUUACCUGUGAACACGACCUGAAAGAUUCGGAAACUGCAGACUUCAAAUCCCUGGGCAAGAGAAUCCACGAGGCCUACCUGAAGAACUUCAACAUGAACAAGGUCAAGGCCCGGGUCAUACUCGCGGGAAAGACCAGCAACAACCCGCCUUUUGUCAUACAUGACAUGGAGACCUUGUGUAUGGCCGAGAAGACGCUUGUGGCCAAGAUGGUGGCCAACGGCGUCGAAGACAAGGAGGCAGAGGUCCGGUUCUUCCACUGCUGCCAGUGCAUGUCCGUGGAGACCGUCACGGAGCUCACAGAAUUUGCCAAGGCUAUCCCAGGCUUUGCAAACUUGGACUUGAACGACCAAGUCACCUUGCUAAAGUACGGUGUGUAUGAAGCCAUCUUCACGAUGCUGUCCUCCUUGAUGAACAAAGACGGGAUGCUGAUCGCGUAUGGCAAUGGCUUCAUCACGCGCGAGUUCCUAAAGAACCUGAGGAAGCCGUUCUGUGACAUCAUGGAACCCAAGUUUGACUUCGCUAUGAAGUUCAAUGCCCUAGAACUGGAUGACAGUGACAUUUCCCUCUUUGUGGCUGCUAUAAUUUGCUGUGGAGAUCGGCCCGGCCUUCUAAACAUAGGCUACAUUGAGAAGUUGCAGGAGGGGAUUGUGCACGUGCUCAAGCUCCACCUGCAGAGCAACCAUCCGGAUGACACCUUCCUCUUCCCAAAGCUCCUUCAAAAAAUGGUGGACCUUCGGCAGCUGGUCACGGAGCAUGCGCAGCUCGUGCAGGUCAUCAAGAAGACCGAGUCGGACGCAGCGCUGCACCCGCUGUUGCAAGAGAUCUACAGAGACAUGUAUUGAUCUUUCCUGAGAUGGCAGGCCGUUGCCACUGAUCAGGGACCUCCGAGGUCUGCAGCCCCAUACAGGAGAGCAGGGAUUUGCACAGAGGGCCUCACUCCUACCCUUGUGGAUGAAGAGGGCGGAGCCUAGGUAAUGCGGGCUCUUCCCAGAUCCUUACUUUCUGAAUGGGCACUUCUAAGACUACCUGCUACCGAAAUGGGGGUGAUCGGAGGCCAAUAGGAUUCAGACAGUGACAGACAAUGGCAGUCCCCAGUCUGACCUUAACUGGCCCAAUGUUAAUCAAUGCACAGCACUCUACGUUGCGUUUAUAAUUCGCCAUUAAUUAACGGGUAACCUCAAAGUCUGAGCGGUCUGUUCCCUUCCUGCCGUCCUUCUGGCUAUGUGCACUCUUUUAAAUCCCUGAAAACUAAUCUGCACUUUUUAACCUUUGAAAACCAACAAGUCAAGGUGUGGCCCAAGGUUAGCCUUUUAAAUGUGGCAAAAAAAAAAAAAAAAAAAAA
Molecule: messenger RNA, 2352 nt
Organism: Mus pahari (shrew mouse)
Lineage: Eukaryota; Metazoa; Chordata; Mammalia; Rodentia; Muridae
Gene: Ppara
Product: peroxisome proliferator activated receptor alpha
Exons: 8
Coding region: 446-1852 (468 amino acids)
Biological process (GO): positive regulation of transcription by RNA polymerase II; negative regulation of transcription by RNA polymerase II; regulation of lipid metabolic process
Cellular component (GO): nucleus
Molecular function (GO): RNA polymerase II cis-regulatory region sequence-specific DNA binding; zinc ion binding; nuclear receptor activity
Source: RefSeq, a predicted model, not a curated record